Malaya genurostris is the source of this 3489-nucleotide messenger RNA. RefSeq lists its product as uncharacterized. NCBI's taxonomy places the organism in Eukaryota, Metazoa, Arthropoda, Insecta, Diptera, Culicidae. The transcript has 6 exons. Bases 2052 to 3482 code for a protein of 476 amino acids. The record is from RefSeq and is a predicted model, not a curated record.
UUGAAUUUAUUGUUUUAGCGAUAACUGUAAAAAAUUCGCAAAAAUUGUGUUUUUUUUUUCAUCCGUUAGACUCUACCUAGAAUUUAGUUUCCCAAUUCCUGUCCAGUACUCAGGUUCAGAAAUCAGUUCCAGAAUUCAGUCUUUUACCGCACUCAUCCGCCUUUUUUAUGGACAAAACAAGUGGUAAUUAUUUUAAUAAUUAUUCAGUAUUAACCUUUGUCAUUCUAGAGAAACGGUGAUGAAACCCAACAAUGCGAUCUUUCUUGUGACGGACGAAACGAUCCCAAAGAACUAUAUUUUCUUGCAUCGAAACCUGAAAAUAUUUGUGCUUGCGUCCGCCCCUUCUUUUUGGAUGAAAAUUUGUAGUGAGGUAAAUGUUUAAAAAGAGUCAUUCACGCAGUCAGCAUCGCAGUGUUGCAAUGAUUCGUGCUCUGUGCAGUUUUCCCUAUUCAUUUUUGUUUUUUUCUACCUUAACAGAUCGGCUGAAAAGUUCGUAUCGUUUCUAUGAGAGGGCGCCACUAGAAUUAAAUCCAUACCAUUUUCAGUUAGUACCAACCUUCAAAAGAUACGUGAUUUGACAGCUGUCUGAUUAUUAGUUUGUGAGAUAUUGCAUUUUGAGUGAAUCUACUUUUGUUAUUGUGAAAAAAAUGGAGAAAAAGGAAUUUCGUGUGUUGAUGAAACACUACUUUUUGAUGAAAAAAAGUGCCGCCGAUACCAAAAAAUGGCUUGAUGAGUGUUAUCCAGACUCUGCACCGGGCGAAGCAACAAUUCGUAAGUGGUUUGCAAAAUUUCGUACUGGUCAUAUGAGCACCGAAGACGAUGAACGCAGUGGACGUCCAAAAGAGGCUGUUACCGAUGAAAACGUGAAAAAAAUCCACAAAAUGAUUUUCAAUGACCGUGAAGUGAAGUUGAUCGAGAUAGCUGACACCCUAAAGAUAUCAAAGGAACGUGUUGGACAUAUUAUUCACGAAUAUUUGGAUAUGAGAAAGCUUUGUGCAAAAUGGGUGCCGCGUGAGCUCAUAAUCGAUCAAAAACAACCACGAAUUGAUGAUUCUGAGCAGUGUUUGGAGCUGUUAUAUCGAAAUAAAACCGAUUUUUUUCGUCGAUAUAUAACAAUGGACGAAACAUGGCUCCAUCACUUCACUCCGGAGUCUAAUCGACAGUCAGCUGAGUGGACUGCACGCGAUGAACCAAACCCAAAGCGUGGAAAGACUCAACAAUCGGCCGGUAAGGUUAUGGCGUCUGUAUUUUGGGAUUCGCAUGGUGUAAUUUUCAUCGACUACCUUGAAAAGGGAAAAACCAUCAACAGUGACUAUUAUAUAGCGUUAUUAGAGCGUUUGAGGGACGAAAUUUAAAAAAUACGGCCUCAUUUGAAGAAGAAAAAAGUUUUGUUUCAUCAAGACAAUGCACCGUGUCACAAGUCGAUGAAAACCAUGCUGAAAUUGAACGAAUUGGGCUUCGAAUUGCUCCCUCAUCCACCGUAUUCUCCAGAUUUGGCCCCAAGUGACUUUUUCCUGUUCUCAGACCUCAAGAGAAUGCUCGCUGAUAAAAAAUUUAGAAGCAAUGAAGAGGUAAUCGCUGAAACUGAGGCCUAUUUUGAGGCAAAGGACAAAUCGUACUACAAAAAUGGUACGAUCGCUAUAAUCGCUGUAUCGCCUCUGAUGGCAAUUAUGUUGAAUAAUAAAAACGAAUUUUGGCAAAAAAAUGUGUGUUUCUAUUAAACGAUACGAACUUUUCAGCCGAACUGUUACUGAGAAUUGCCAGACUAAAAAGCGUCUACAAGACGCCAGCGAGAAAACUAUUUGUGCACUGGUCGUACCAAAUAAAUGGAAAUUAUUUUCAUUCAUUCGAGAGGAAGACAUCCAGUAUCUAAGAACUUCAACGAUUACUUAGUUUCAAUGAACUUCAACACCGAGGAAAAAAAACUUAAUAAUUUCAUAAGUUGUGACUUAUGAACCAGCACAAUUUUGAUUUCAUUGAAGACUUAUGCAUUCAGUAAGCACACAUAUGAACUUCAUAAGCAUGACUUAUGAAAUUCAUAUCAAUGACAUAUGCAUUCCUCAAACACAACUUAUGAUAUUUAUAACAGUCUACUUUGUGAAAAUAUCAUAAUUAUUCCUUAUAAAAGCAGUCAAGUCAUAAAAAUGGAAAACGAAGACACCGUUGUUUUAAACGAGCACAUUUUGCUUCAAGACUUUGUGGAAAGCGCACCAUCUGAAGCGUGCAAAUUACUUUUUAAAAAUUCAAAAUUACAAUUGAGAGAGUUGAUCGACUGCAGAGAAAAAGAAAUAUAUUCGUUGGCUUCAAAAUAUUCCGUUCUUCCACAAAUCGUUUGGAAUUGGAUUGCGGACUGGAGGAAAAGAAAUCAAUUAGAAUAUAUUGCUUUUGUUGAGGAAAAUAACAUCCAGAAAUUGGAAUCUCCGGACUCGUCUCCUCACGACUUAAAUAUUUCGUUUGGAACUGUAGAGGUCAUUGAUUGUAUUGAUGCUGAUAUCGAGAAGAUAGAGCACAGAGUCGGAACCUCAAAAAAAAAGCUUACCCUUUUGUCACCAUCCCAUCUGCGCGUUCUUUUAGAACAAACCGACUAUGGCAAACAAAUAUUAAAACACGCUACAACGCAUAAGCUUUCCGAUGCUGGCCAAAAACUAGUUGUGAACACAGUUGCACAAUUUCAUUUAUCCUUAGGACGCAAAACAACAGCAGAAAUAAUUAAUGAUCUCAGCGACGUGAUUAUUUGUGUAUUUCCUAAAGAGUCAAAGGAAACCUAUUACUUGCCGAAAGCAGGACGAUCGAACCCAGGUGGGAAGCUGUUUAGCCGAAUCAAUUAUAUAAAGCAGUCCGAACGUCAAAGAGCCAAUAAAGAAGCUGCACAUAUUGCUUCCAUAAUUGAAGAUGAUUCAAAGUCUCUAGAGUUGACUACGGAAGAGGAAAGCGCAGUGCAGUGGCUCAACCAAAACAUUUCUCCUUGGUCAACCGUACUCACACUGUGGGAAAUUAGUUUCAGAGCGAGGAAGCAAUAUUUGAAGCAAUCUAAUCGCGUGCAGCAGCUGAUCAACGAAUACCCGCAAUUGCAAGAAGAGUUCGGAUAUCAAUUGUUGGACAUUGAUUAUCGAAACCUUGGUUUGGGUGAUCCAAGUGAAUGUUUUAAAAAGUGGGAUACUAUUUUCGAGCCAGUUGCACAGUAUGUGAAUAAGAAUGCAAAAGAUCCAUCGUCAAAGCGCUUGUUGCAAGGUUUAAGAGAUGCCAGUUAUUCUUCCGACAUACGUUUGCUUCAUCUUCUCCAUGCUUUGAGUACAGUGCUUAUUCCUGUUAAGGCAUCAAAGGGAUUCAAACCAACAAUAUCGGUUGCACAAUCGGAUACUUUCCUGUUGGCUAAUAGCAGAGAUUCAGGCCGAACAAAACUCCAUGAUACACUGCAAAUAUUGGAGAAUCUAAAGCUACCUGCUUCUCCAAAAUUGGUAGUAAUAGAUGAAUCUUUGUAAACCGUUA